GGAAACAAGAAAGGGCGGCGUAUCGUAAUGAAGAGACUUCGAUAGAGUAGAACGCCCCCGGCACAAGCCUAUUCUUCGACGCGUACAACUGCCCCGAAGAUGGUGCUUGCAAACCAGCAAUACACGUUGGUAGGCUUCACGGAAGAUUUAGACUGGAAUCCACUGCAGUUUGUGAAUGCCCUUCCCAAAAAUAGGCUUUGCAGCCUAUGCGGACUGGUACGCAAGACAACCGCUCUUCUGCCAUGCGGCCACGUAGCGUGUUCUUCCUGCUACGAACAGUGCAAGGUGGCUGACGGACACGUUUGUCCGAUUGAUGGACAAAACUGCCUGGAAGAAGACGUCGAGUGGAGAGAUUUCCCUGCUGAAAAUCUGCUGAAUAGAGAGGUUCAAUGCUGGAACCAGCAACAUGGUUGCACACUCAUGAUGGCUGCCUCAGAAGUCCACAAGCACUUCCACCGGGAAUGUCAGUACCACAUCACAACCUGCCCAAGAUGCUCGGCGACGGUUUUGUGCCGUGACAUGGGCGAACAUGCAAGAGCUUCAUGCAAUGACCAUGCAGCACCUCAAGAAAUGAAGUGCGAGGAAAAGCCGGGCCACGCUAUGGUGACCGAAAUCCUCGAAGGUGUCAGGAGAGCACUGCAAGAACAGGCGCACGAAAUGAAGGAGCAUCUAGAGCGAGUAUGUGGGGAAAACGGCACCCUUCACAGCAGGCUAAUUGAGGUUUCUCAAAGUGUUAACUCUCUCAAGGAAUUGGUGGGGCAAGGUAUUGCUCCUUUGGGAGAACUCAGUGGCGCGGCACAUCACUUGUUGAAUGGCGUCAACACACUACGUGAUGUGGUCAGCGGUGGAAUGAGCGCAAUAAAAAAGCAAAAUGGACAGCUUAAUCAAGUUAGAGUGGCAAUCGAAGGUGUGAAAAAAGAUGCAGGUGCAAGUACGAAGAGAAUGCUUGAGAUGCAGGAGAGAGCUCUCGCACACGCUGAUAGAAAUGAAACGCGUUGUGACUUCAUCGUUCCAGUAAUAGGUUGGCUUCAAGCUAAGGCGUUGAAAGACGGCGCGAGCGAAUAUGUCCACAAAAAACGGGUAUAUCUUCGUGGUUACAACAUAUCACCUGGCGUUAUGCUGAAAAAAAGUGGAGAAAACGUGUUACUUGGGAUGAGGCUUAAACUAAACAAAGGUGAUUAUGACGAUCACAUUGCAUGGCCAUUUCAGCACAAAAUACGUUUUACUAUCUUACAUCCUGACAAGGGCGAAGAUAAAGAGGUAGUACACAACUCGUGCCGCACUAUGAAAGCGCUUGAGAAGUCAGCUUUAGCAAAUAACCAAUUCGCUUGGUUUGAGGCAUUUGAUCUAGGAGACCUGAAAAAAGACGGAUAUGUCCACAACGAAACUUUGCGCAUCACGUGGGAGGUCCUUUGAUUGUCACUAGAAAGAAUCGCAGAGUUUGAGGUUGAAAUUAUGUACAGCGUACAAAGAGUGGCCUAAUACGCAUCGUUAUUUGUGAUAUAUCUGCAUGACUUACUUCCUUUUAGCGGUUGAGCACAAAAACGUGACAUUUGGCAAAAUUUUUCGAAGUUGGGAUCUGUGAGAGGCUCUGAGUAACACGCAGUUCUUACUACUUUUAUUUACUACUUUUAUUUUUAUUUACUACUUUUAUUUAAAUACAACACAGAUGGUUGAUGCUUUAUUUAAGAGAUCUAAAUAUUACGCACCGCCUAUACCUAAGUGUACACGAUGGGACUGGGUAUUUCAGAUGGACCGAUUUGCUGGUCAUGGUUAGCAUUUUAACUAUGAGUACUCUCAACUAAAAUGAAAAAAAAAAAACAUUUGAUGUACAGUAAUAUUCUGUGUAUCUAUUGUGGCUCUGUGCUGCCAAAUCAUACUACCUUUUGGGGGUGGUCGCAUUUAAUUUCCAUUUACUUUUCGCAUUGUUUUUGUAGAAUAGUAGCUUUCUUUCUAGCCGUUCGCCCACUACGCUUGCAUCUUCACUCUUCACAUGAAUGAUAUCUUGGUUUAUACAAGUAGGCAUUGCGUAUAUGACUAUAUAUCUAUAAUAUUUUACUGACAAGUAGUCUUUCAGUAGGUUGUGUAAGUUACGCUUCCCUGUAUUCACGAGCUAAUCACACCUUGUGUCUUAUGCCUGUGUAAUUGUUUCUGCAAGACGGAAUAAUAAGUGUGAGAGGU
Messenger RNA from Rhipicephalus microplus (southern cattle tick), 2181 nucleotides. RefSeq names its product TNF receptor-associated factor 6. The record is from RefSeq and is a predicted model, not a curated record. NCBI's taxonomy places the organism in Eukaryota, Metazoa, Arthropoda, Arachnida, Ixodida, Ixodidae. Gene Ontology annotation, biological process: regulation of canonical NF-kappaB signal transduction. Gene Ontology annotation, molecular function: tumor necrosis factor receptor binding. Gene Ontology annotation, cellular component: plasma membrane signaling receptor complex; cytoplasmic side of plasma membrane.